This is a messenger RNA of Coniophora puteana RWD-64-598 SS2, 1167 nucleotides long. RefSeq lists its product as uncharacterized. The record is from RefSeq and is a predicted model, not a curated record. Bases 13 to 975 code for a protein of 320 amino acids. The transcript has 8 exons. Lineage: Eukaryota; Fungi; Basidiomycota; Agaricomycetes; Boletales; Coniophoraceae.
CUCCAAUCCACCAUGUCUUACACAGAUCCGUACGCUGAACGCCACGGAAGAUAUCAGCAGCAAUAUACCGAUGGUCCAACGUUCAAUCCUUAUAGCUCCUCACGGACGCAACCUCACCAGACCUAUGAUCAGGGGGGCUAUGACACCACAGGGUAUGGGCAGGAAGGGAACAGGCCAUCGCGCUACUCGGACCCAUAUUACAAUAACAGCUCGGGCAAGGAGAACCCUAUAUCCUCUUCGGACGAUGCUUUCGGGGGCGCUGCUGUUGCAUCGGCGAGUCGACGAAAGGAUCUGAGUGACUGGAGAUAUGAGCAACAAAGUGGUUUAUGGACGAGGGGUAGCAGAGGGAGUUGCAUUGCUCGGUUCUGCUGCUGUGCGGUGAUGAUCGUGAUUUUCUUCAUCGUAUCAAUACUUCUUGCGCUUGCGCUUGUACGUAUUCUGUAUCUAUCUGGGUUGUACUGGCUUAUCUUUUCUCAGUGGAUAAGACCACCCAAUAUUGUUGUAGGGAGUGUGCAGACUAACUCCACAAACACGGUACAAUCAGUCAACGACGGGUUCCAAAUAAAUCUUGGAGUCAAUAUUUCUGUGCAGAACCCAAAUUAUUUCGCGGUGUCCUUCAAGGAUAUUGAUGCCCAGAUUUUCUACCCUAUAAACAAUACUCUCGUCGGGGGUGGGACUGAGAAUGAUAUCACCUUUGGAUCCCACUCACAAACGAACUUCACCUUCCCCUUUGCGAUCAACUACAACAGCAACCUGCCCUCAAGCAACCAAAUUCUGCUUGACAUGGCUCAAAAGUGUGGUAUUCCUUCAGGGUCUCCAUCUGACAUAACCGUGAACUACGACAUUACGCUGGGCUUGCGUAUACUUUUCUUCGUCGUCAGUCCUAAAGUGAGCAACAGCUUGAGCUUCAAAUGUCCUCUUACUUCGUCAGAUCUUGGGGCUUGCUUAAUGGUAUUGGUGGCCUGUGAUACUUAAUACUUGUCCCCCCUUUUUUGGACUUGUGAUUCGGACUUAGUGGACCCUAUACUAGGCGACUUAAUGCGUACACUGUUUUACUUAGCUACUAGUAUGACCUCGACAUUAGAAAGUUGAAAGCUUUGUGAGAUCGGAUACCAUGUAUGUACAUAAAUGUAUCUGAAGUUUCCUGUUGGCAGCUUAUGAAUGAAA